Messenger RNA from Anas platyrhynchos (mallard), 2895 nucleotides. RefSeq names its product TNF superfamily member 11 (gene TNFSF11). Gene Ontology annotation, cellular component: membrane. The record is from RefSeq and is a predicted model, not a curated record. Lineage: Eukaryota; Metazoa; Chordata; Aves; Anseriformes; Anatidae. Gene Ontology annotation, biological process: immune response. Gene Ontology annotation, molecular function: tumor necrosis factor receptor binding.
AUGCGGCGAGCCAGCCGAGACUACAGCAAGUACUUGCGGGGCUCCGAGGAGCUGGGCGGCGGCAACGCCCACGACAGCGCCCCGCCGCCGCCGGCCCCGCCGCAGGCGGCCCCGCCGCUGCCGGCACACCCGCACCCGCCGCCCGCCUCCCGCUCGCUGCUGGCCGCCCUCGUCCUGCUGGGGCUGGGGCAGGUGGUGUGCAGCGUGGCCCUCUUCCUCUACUUCCGAGCUCAGAUGGACCCCAGUAGAAUUUCAAAAGAAGAUGCACACUGUGUCAGAAUGCUUUUCAGAUCUCAAGAAAGUAUAGGUUUGCAAGAUACACCAUUUGAGAAUCAAGAUGUGAAGUUAAUGCCGGAAUCAUGUAGAAGGAUGAAACAGGCUCUCCAAAGAGCUGUGCAGAAGGAAGUCCAGCGUAUCCUGGGAAGAGAAACACCAAGACCAGAAAAAGCUGCAAUGGAGGCAUUAGGAAUGGACCUGUACAAGAGAAAUAAGCCUGAGAAGCUGCCUUUUGCCCAUCUCAUUAUUGAUGAUAAGAAUAUUCCAUCAGGAACUCGUAAAGUGAACCUUACAUCCUGGCAUCAUGACAAAGGCCAGGCAAACUUAUCAAAUAUGACGUUUAAUGAUGGGAAACUAAUUGUUAAUCAAGACGGAUUUUACUACCUUUAUGCCAACAUCUGUUUUAGACAUCAUGAGACUUCAGGCAACCUGACGAAAAGAGGGCUUCAGCUGAUGGUGUAUAUGACUAAGACAAACCUUAAAAUAAGGCGCUCUGAUGUGUUGAUGAAGGGAGGAAGCACCAAAUACUGGUCAGGGAAUUCAGAAUUCCAUUUUUAUUCUGUAAAUGUAGGAGGGUUCUUUAAAUUAAAAUCUGGUGAAAUGAUAAGUAUCCAGGUAUCAAACCCAUUGCUACUGGAUUCAUCACAAGAAGCAACUUACUUCGGGGCAUUUAAAGUAAGGGAUUUAGACUGAAUAUUUAGUGUGCUGAAAUUGGGGGGAGGAUGGGGGGGUAGAGGUCCAGAAACAACUUGAAGGCAGAACUGAAAAUUUUUUGCAUCCCAGUUGCAUCUGUAUAAGGCAUAUAGCUCUAAAGACAUGUUCUGCCCUGUGCUGACUCUGGCAAGAGUUCCAUAAAUGCAUCAAGGAUAAAAUCGUGUAGUUCUGAUUCAGUCUUACACCAGUUUUACUUCAUAUGCCUCCACUGGCUUCAGUAGAGUCAUUAUGACUUCUACAUUGGUACAGUUGAAAUCAGAGCAUUUGGUAUUACUGAAUUAUUUCCACAUCCUGACCUGACUGCUUGGCACAAACAGGGCAGGACAGAAUUUGACUCGCAGAUUGCAUUUGGGGCUUAAUCAUGCUUGGGGCUGAGCAUUCUGACCCUGAGACAGCAAAGAUUGUGAAUGUAUAACUAAUUCCAUUGUAUUUGAUGUGGCUUUUCACAUGCUUAGUUAAGCAUGUUCAUACUUUGCUGCAUUAGGGUUGGAAGGCUCAAACCACGGCAGAAAUGAAUUGUGGAACACCUAAACAGUUCAAAUCACAUUUUUACCUGAUUAAAAAGGGUUAUUUCUAGGAAGAAGGGAGAUCUGGCCUUACAGUUCUAAAAGGUUAAUUACAGGUCGUCAUUAUUGUUGCACAGCUAAUUGCAAAUAUAGAUUGCCAAAAUACGGUGUGCCUUUAAAGUAUUACAUUGUGCCAGAACCUGCAAAGACAUUUUUUUAGACGAAAAGUAUGUAUUUUUAUAUUCUGUAAUAUCUAAAGUUAUAUUUUAGGUGUAAUGUUUUGUGUAAAAAAAUGUAAAUUAUAUUGUCCUAUAGUAUUUGAUACAAAAUAUUUAAAUUUCUCUUGCUGUUUGUAUAUUUAAUGUUUUAAACUGUUUUUAAUGUACAGACAUGUUAAACUAGUGCACUUUUUAAUCCCAAUGGGAAAAAUUGCAGCUAAAAGAGGUUGUUUGCAAUUAGCAAAUGUAAUAUAUACCUUUGUACUUUUUUAACUUAAUAGAUUUCUGUUAAACUUGUCAGUAUUACUUGGGGGAGGAGGGAAACUCACACCAAAGUCAUGAAUAAUUACACCAGAAUGCUGGUCACUGGGUGCCUUUCAAACCUGGAGGGUAAUUAACAUUACAAAGCUGGUAUUACCUGAAGGGGGAAAAGAAAAAAACAACAUAAUAAGCCACAGAAAUGGAUUGGGGGUAUUUAUAGUUAUUGAACAGGCAUAUUUUCCUACAAUGAAUUCCACAAGUUGUAAAUUCUGCAAUUGAGCAAUGACUCUUUUAGCCUAGUUCCCUGAGAAAAUGAAGCUUUUGUCAUUGCGUUGCCUGUCCUGUUCUCCCCUUCUAGCUUCUAAAACUCUGCACCUUCCUGCCAGAUCUGGCAGGUGAAUGGCAGUGUCGAGAGGGAUUUUUACAGGUUUUAUGAGAACUGACAGCUGAGAAGGACUCAGCCAAUUUUUCAUUAUUCGUCAGUGGCUGGCCACUGUUCAUAUUAGCCAACAAAUUACUAUGGGGAAGCUCCUAGUUAGCCGCUACACGUGUUGUCUCUUGCAUAGUUGCUUGGCCAAAAAGGUAGGUGGAAGGAAUCUGAGGGUGGGUAUGGGGAACAUGGGAGGGAGCUGCAAAUAUUGUAGGUGAUGUUUAGAGCACAUCUGGGCAAGGAACAACUUUGGGGUGGGGAUCAAGGAGACUAUAGGAAUGUUUGGGUGCUCUAAGGAUGAUGCGGAGAAAAUGUCUUUAAUGCAGUAGGAAUCAGAAGGCAGAAUGCUCAAAUGUGUAAGAAAUGAAGCUUCAUACAAAUCCUCAGGCUUUUUUUAUAAUAAACUGAGUUGAAUUCAAGCAGUUAUUUUAUACUGUAUAAUAAGCAUUUCUUUUUAAUGUUAAUAUUGUUUUCUUACAAAAUAUAUUUC